Drosophila santomea is the source of this 7415-nucleotide messenger RNA. It is a transcript of the gene C3G, whose product is annotated as guanine nucleotide-releasing factor 2. Gene Ontology annotation, molecular function: guanyl-nucleotide exchange factor activity. The coding region runs from base 972 to 5864 and encodes 1630 amino acids. The transcript is spliced from 14 exons. The record is from RefSeq and is a predicted model, not a curated record. Lineage: Eukaryota; Metazoa; Arthropoda; Insecta; Diptera; Drosophilidae. Gene Ontology annotation, biological process: positive regulation of GTPase activity; Ras protein signal transduction. Gene Ontology annotation, cellular component: plasma membrane.
GGCAACGGCAACGCGAACGGACUACGACGACAGCUGACGACGGCAGAGCGCCAGCAUCUAAAUAUAAUCAUCUUUAUUUGUGAUUUAUUUAAUCAACAUCUCACCCAGAGGCCAACCAGAUAGAUUGGCCACUGCGGGGGCGGUGCGACAACGAGAUGGAUGUAUGGAUUGAUGGUGGUGGAAAAUCAAAAGGAAAACGAGCGCAGAAAAUUGCACUUGAAAGUGAAGGAAAUUGCACUGGAAGUGCAGCAAAGUGUGUGCUUAUCGCUUAUCGGCGAUUGUACCAAUCAGCCUGUUGAUAUUUCAAGUUCAAAAAUGCAAAAGUGCCAAAGUGCCGAAGUGUGGUGGUGAAUGGAAACCUAUUGGGAAAAUUGCGGAAAUCGCACUUGAACUAUACGUAAAGCAAAAGACAAGUGGUACCACAAUCGGGCAGAGCAGUAAGAAACGGAAAUUAGGGCUUGAUAGCCUUUAAACAUUUAAGAAAAUAAUAUACGGAAAUCACUACGGUCAAUUGAAGUAAUCUGAGAUACUUAUUACAGAUAUUUCAGUUCAAAGGAAGCUAGAAUCGGUAAUCGCUUAAAUUGCCUAUCGGAGUUCUUGCAAAAGCAAAAGAACAUGAUCGGAAAGCAUUUAAGUCUACUUCCUCAACGGAUAUAGCCUUUAUCAGUGGUCAAAACUUUUUCGAAAAUACAACUGCAAACUGAAAGUGAAAUAAUCAAUGUAAAACAUUAAAACAUGCCGAAACAGAAAAAUGAAUUGAUGUUGUAAUCGAAUCGACGGCCAAUCGCUUAAAACAACAAUCUUAUACAAACCAAUGUUGCUGCUAUCGCUUAUCGCUAUUUGGAGAAAUCAGUUGGGCCAACGCGUGUGUGUGUUUUGGCCAGGCAUAUUUAAGCCACAACAAAUUGUUGUUAUGCGUGUUGCUGUUGCUAUUGCUGUUGCUGUUGCUGCCGCUGCCAUUAUGCAACAUUAUGCCGCAGUUUGAUGAAUCUUUUUUGAGCGACUGUGCGCUGGCCGACCGCUGGCAUUUCUAUUCGUACACGGUCAAGCAAUUGCCACCGCAUCCGAGUCCAAGUCCGAAACCGAAUCGGAAUCCGUAUCCCAGCAGUGCCAGCCACGAUGAUGAUGAUCAGCACCGACUCCAUCAUCAUCAUCAUAAUCAUCAUAAUCAUCACCAUCACAAUCACCAUCGUCUUUGGAAGACGCAGCGGCAGUCGUGGUCGCCAUGCGACUCCAACAACAAUCAUAGCCCAAGUAGCAAUAGCAACUGCAGCAGCAGCAGCAGCACCUGCAACAGCAUCAGUGCCACCGGCAACACGUUGCAUAGCAUCAAAUUCCACAGACGUCGCAAAUACAAAAAGCUGGCACGAUUGGCGCUAUCAACGCCAGCGAUUCCACUGCAGAUGGAUGUGGAUGUGACCGUGGAUAGGGAGUUCGAUAUGGAGAUGGACACACCUGUGCCGCUCAAGAAUGCGGUGUGCCACGGCAGCAUCAGUUCUCCAUCCACGCCCGGCGCCUGUUCCAGUGGCAUCGGAGUGGGCGGUGGCGGCUGCAGCAGCAGCAGCAACAACAGCAUCAACAGCGGCAGCUACUCCACCGCCUGCACUCCGCCACCACCCACGCACCACCAUCACACGCAGCACCAGCAGCUGCAGGGCACGCCCGCAGGAUCUAGUCGGGUGGGAGGAGCAGGUGGAGCAGGUGGAGCAGGUGGAGCAGGUGGUGGAAGUGGAGUGCCACCGGCACCACCCAGUGCCGGAUCCUCGGGCCACAAGAACAGUCUGAAGGGCACCAAGCUAGCACGCCGAGCGCGCUCCUUUAAAGACGACCUCAUCGAGAAGAUUUCCCUGAUGCGCACCACCAACAAUACUCUGGGUCGCUCCCAUUCGCCGCACAGUCCGCGGACCAAGCACGGCUCCAAGGCACCGCCCACCACCGAGGAGGUGCAGCGAUCCACCCAAACUCUGGAGACGCACGUCAAGGACAUCUCGAACGCGCUCAAGCAUUUCCGGGAUGUCAUACUCAAGAAGAAGCUGGAGGUGUUGCCCGGAAACGGAACGGUCAUUCUGGAAACCAUAGCCAGCAUGUAUUCCGUGAUCCAAACGUACACCCUGAAUGAAAACAGUGCCAUCAUGAGCUGCGCCACACAGCAGGUUUACCAGAGCCUGGGCAAGCUCAUCAAGCUCUGCGACGAGGUGAUGCUCUCCGAGGACAGCGGCGAGUGCGCCUCCCUGAGCAACGAGAAUGUGCGGGAGGUCAUUGAUCUUCUGGAGGAUGCUGUGCGGAAUCUCGUUACGCUGGCGCAGGGCAAACUGAAGGAGCAGGAUCAGUGCGCCUUUCGCUAUGGUGGAUCUGGUUUGGGCGGCAUUGGAGCGGCGGCGGAGAUCAUGGGUGCGGUCACCGCCUCGCCGGGAGUGAGUGUUCCCGGCACUGGCAUCAUGCGCGUUUCAGCCGCCGAAUCAGCUGCCCAGCGAACUUCGUUGCCGGACAUUGCACUCACGCCCAAGGAACGCGACAUACUGGAGCAGCACAAUGUGAAUCCCAUGCGCGGCUCGCACAGCACCGAAAGCAUCCUGCGCGACACGAGUCCACCGCCAAAGCCACCGCUACCCAAUAGGGCCAGUAAUCCGCCGCCGUUGCCACCCAAGAGACGCAGCCAGCCGGGCGCACCUGCUGGCGCUGCGGUGGUCGGCUGCUCAUCGUUGACAUCCGCCUCCUACGCCCAGCCCCAUAAUAUCAGCCUGAACUUGGACCUGGACUGCAGUUCCAACAUCUCGCUGCUGAACUAUGGCGUGGAUCGCCUAUCUGUGCGGUCGCGGUCACCGGAUGAGAAUAGUCAGUGCUCCUUUGACUCGGCGUUGAAUCACUCACGCGAGGAGGAGGACCACCAACAGCAACAGCAGCAGCAGCUGAGGUCGCUCUCGAAGAUGCCAACGAUGAUGGACGAGGACAUGGACAAGAUGGUCAGCUACAAAUCCACCGGUUACGCAGGCGCCGCAAUCGAGGACAAAAUGCAGACACCACUUGCGACUGGUGGUGUUGGUGGUGGUGUUGUUGGCGGAACUGGAGGAGCAGCCGAAGGUGCAGCUGCUGCAGCGACUGGUGGCGGGGAAACUAACAGCAAUCGCCACUCAAACGAAUCGGGUUUCGUGUCGAUGCGCGAGUUUCGCACUUCCACACAGACGACGGACUACAGCAUCCAGUCCUCCACGAAGUCGUCCAGCAGCAAUUCGGAGAUUGCGUUUAGCAUCAGUGAGUCGACGGCGGUCGGCAGCAGCAGCGAGUACCAGCAGAUUAGCCAGUCGGUGUCGCACAGCCAGCGUCAUAUAUCCUCGAGCAGUAGUAGCUGCACCACCACAACCACCAGCAGCAGCACCACCACCGGCUAUGGCAGCAGCAGCAGCGAACUGGAGCAGCAGCAGCAACAGCAGCAACAGCAGCAGACGACGACGCCGGCCGAACUGGCGCCCGCCCUGCCGCCAAAGAGCACCCAACGGAGCAGCCUAACCCGCCACGAGUCGCCCGUUGUUGGCGAUGAGCUGGACGAGGCGCUGUCCUCCUCCGGCUGGGCCAGCCACCGGAGCAGCCAGUCAGAGGUGGCCGAGCUGCGCCAACUGUCGCCGCUCCAUCACCUCAAUCACCAUCCGCACACCGCGUCCGCCGGGCAGCUGCAGCAGUGGCACUCGAAGCACCACAGCCUGAUCGAGGGACCCCGCCUCCAGCUGGCGGGGAGUGGCAGCUGCAGUGCGUUCGAUCAGCGCCACUUGGACCAGGAGCCACCGCCGCUGCCCAUGAAGAAGAAGCACAUGUUUCAAAGUGUGGCCUUUUCGGUUCUGGCGUACAUGGAAAUCUGCUCGGCGUCUACGCGAUCCAUUGAGCAGCACCGUCACACGAUGCACGCCUGCAACAUAAGUCGCAACAUCUCGCACAGCCAGACCAUGAACAUCAUGCCCAUGAGCAAGGAGCUGUCGCCGGAGCUCGAGAUACCGCCUGCCCUGCCGCCAAAGAACUACAAGCAGCGCAAGGCGACAAGCAUGGUGGCAUCACCCACGCUGCAGCCCAUCAUUGUGUCCACGCCGCCGCCGAGUCCGAAGCCGGCACUGGGUGAGAAUGGGUCGACGGGCAGGCCGGACAGUCGCAUGGCCACCGUAUGCGAAGAGCUGAACGAUGCAGUGGGCAGCGAGGAAGCGAUGCCAGAGCCCCGCUCGCCCGUGCUGGACAGCAAUGAGAAUGUGAGCGCGGUCGAUGAUGUACGGACGUUCUACUGUCACUCGCAUCAGCUGCCCAGUGAGAUGAAAAUGAGCGAGGACGCGAGCAAUGCCGACCAGCCGAUAACCACGCCGCAAGUGCUUGAGGAGCAGGAGGAGCCAACGGCGGAGUCCCGUCCACUGGUCGCUGUGCACGAGGCGGGUAAGCCAGAGAACGCCGACGAUGAAGCGGAGGUCGAGGCGGAGGCGGAGGCGGAGGCGGAGCGAGCGGAUAUGCUGAUCAACAUGCUGGAAGAGGUCAACAUCACACGGUACCUGAUACUCAAGAAGAGAGAGGAGGACGGGCCCGAGGUGAAAGGCGGCUACAUCGACGCCCUCAUCGUGCACGCCAGCCGUGUGCAGAAGGUCGCCGAUAAUGGUAGGCAUUCGCAGCGCAAGCAGAAGCAGCACAAACAUACCAAAUCUCAUUCGCAUGGUCAUUUACCCAACUCCUCUGUUGUCUCUGUCAAUUUCCAUUCCAUUCGUGCAGCAUUCUGCGAGGCCUUCAUCACCACCUUUCGCACCUUCAUCCAGCCGAUCGACGUGAUCGAGAAGCUGACCCAUCGCUACACAUACUUCUUCUGUCAAGUGCAGGACAACAAGCAGAAGGCCGCCAAGGAGACCUUUGCGCUGCUGGUCCGAGUUGUCAACGAUCUAACGUCGACGGAUCUUACCAGCCAACUGUUGAGCCUGCUGGUGGAGUUCGUCUAUCAGUUGGUAUGCUCUGGUCAAUUGUACUUGGCCAAGUUGCUGCGCAACAAGUUCGUGGAAAAGGUGACGCUGUACAAGGAGCCCAAGGUGUAUGGCUUUGUCGGUGAGUUGGGCGGAGCCGGUGGUGGCCCUGGAACGGGAAUCGCUGGCAGUGGUGGAUGCAGUGCAGGUGGUGGAGGAAACCAGCCUAGCCUGCUGGACCUCAAGUCGCUGGAGAUUGCCGAACAGAUGACGCUGCUGGAUGCGGAGCUGUUCACGAAGAUCGAGAUACCCGAAGUAUUACUAUUUGCCAAAGAUCAGUGCGAGGAGAAGUCGCCCAACCUUAACAAAUUCACCGAGCACUUCAACAAGAUGUCCUACUGGGCGCGCUCCAAAAUCCUGCGACUGCAGGAUGCCAAGGAGCGGGAGAAGCAUGUGAACAAGUUCAUCAAAAUCAUGAAGCAUCUACGCAAGAUGAACAACUACAACUCGUAUCUGGCGCUGUUGUCGGCCCUCGAUUCGGGCCCCAUUAGAAGAUUGGAGUGGCAAAAGGGCAUCACCGAGGAGGUGCGAUCCUUCUGCGCCCUCAUCGAUUCCAGCUCCAGUUUUCGCGCCUAUCGACAGGCGCUGGCCGAAACUAAUCCGCCCUGCAUACCCUACAUCGGCCUAAUUCUGCAGGAUCUAACGUUUGUGCAUGUGGGCAACCAGGACUACCUGUCGAAGGGCGUCAUUAACUUCUCUAAGCGCUGGCAGCAGUACAACAUAAUUGACAACAUGAAACGUUUUAAGAAAUGUGCCUAUCCAUUUCGACGCAACGAGCGCAUUAUACGCUUCUUUGAUAACUUCAAGGACUUUAUGGGCGAGGAGGAGAUGUGGCAGAUAUCCGAGAAGAUAAAGCCACGUGGGCGCCGCCCCGUUAACUAUUAGUCUUCAAGCAGCAACAGCAAAACACCAAUAUUAUAUAUUAUGAAAUAUAUACACCAUAUUAAUAAAACAGUGCAAACGGUUGCCACGUCUGGGAGGAGCAUCGUCAGGAGCAGCCGACAACUAUUCUAAUGGGUCUGAGCAAUAAUGUUCGCUAUUCUCUGUCUAUAUAUACAAUUAUACAAGAUAUCUAGCUAUAAUUACCAGCCGAUGCCGGAUCGGAAAUACAUAUACUUAUUUAAGAUGUAGCGAUUCAGAUACGGAUACACGUAGCCGCGUACAAAUAACGAGCCGAUCUGUAGUUUAACUAUUAAGCUCUAUGACGGUUGGGCAAUGAACCAACCUCAGCUAACUCCCCACCAAUAUUCGAAUCCCUGUCUACGAGUCCCCAACUUUUUCCUGGACUUUUGCCAGCACUAGAACACCAAACUUACUUACCACCAUGAGACAACCGAGAAUCGAGAAAUCAAGAAAUCAGCAAUGUUCGCUUUUGUUUUGAGAUCUCUUUUUACACAAGAACACAACGAAUUUUGAAAACAAGCUACGUGAACGUAGAGGCCAACCGACAACCUAUAUUCGACGAUAUAUGUAGCGAUAUCUCGGACUAUAAAUCGAUGCAAUCCACGAGCAGAACACCAAGCAACCCCUAGCACAAAGCGCGUUAUAUAUGCAAUUCUCUACAAAACAACCAAUAUUAAAUACCCGUGUGCGUUAGAAGUUAUUGAAAUUGAACUCCAAAUCAAAAUCAGAUUUCAGAGUGCACGAAACAGAAAACAGAAGCGGUAUCGAUCAAAUCAAUCAAAAAUUCAUUUUGCAACUCAAUUAAUUGAAGAAACUUUUAAAGUUACAAAAAAAAAGAAGAGAGGAACAUGUGGGAGAUUAACUAAAUUCAAUUUGCUUUUAAAUGUACGACUAACAUUAAAAAUAUUUAUGGGCAUGUAAUAAUAGUUCUAAAUAAAGCUUUGACUUCUCCUUUCAAUUCUGUGAGGAAUAAAUUUAUUGAUAUUGCGUGUAAAAAUAUUAAUCAUGAGAAGAAAUCUGAAGCAGAGUUAAAACUGAAUGAAAUCGACCUCAAGUUGUUUUUACUGAGCAAUACUCUGUCUCGUCUGAGAAAUAUUGUCUUCUUAUUUAGAAAUGGGAAACAGAAAAAAAGGCUGCUUACUUGAAGAAUUUAAUUCCCGAUCACCAUAGCCAUUUUAAAGAAAACUUAAUUUUUCAUUUGUGUUCAGUGAAUUCGGUCUUCUUUUUGCUGCUGCUUCCGCUGCCGCUGGCGCAUAAAUUAUGUUUACUAAGCUAACGAACCUAAGGACAACAAUUUAUUUUUUUUUUCACCUAUUUUUAAAUAAAAUAUUUUGUAUAUGUAGAGAAAAUUUUCAAUUGUAAAUGUAUUUGUAUUUAAAUGUUAUGUGUGUAUUCAUAAGAAGAAUGAAAAUAGCUACCACAAUCAAUGUAUUUUUCCUUUAUCCGCAAAACGUAUUUUUAUUGGGGGGUCAUGGAAUAUGGACUAUGAAUUGAAAAUAAAGCGUUGCUUUUCAGCAGUCAUCAAAAUUAAAA